CUACAGCAGUUGAAAAUACUUGGGAGCGGAGGGUGAAUCCAUUGAUUUUCUGACGAUGUUGCACAUCUCUUUAAAGCUGCGGUGACAAUUUUAACUAUAAACAUCUUCAUUUUGAGCACAACAACCGCAAGAAGGGCUUAUGUGCUCCUCGCCGCUUGAUUUCCGAGUCGGGGUGCUCUGUGUUGUUGGGGUAGAGUUCGUUUUAGCUGCACUGCAUCAACAUGGGUGUGAUCGGUGUCCAGCUGGUGGUUACCAUGGUAAUGGCCAGUGUAAUUCAGAAAAUUGUACCUCAUUACUCCUUUGCAAGAUGGCUACUCUGCAGUGGCAGUCUGCGGUGGUAUCAGCACCCUACGGAAGAUGAGUUGAGGAGCCUAGCGGGGAAACAAAAAGGACAGAAGCGAAAAGACAGGAAGUACAAUGGUCACAUAGACAGUAAGCCUCUCACCGUUCCAAAGGAUAUAGACCUGCAGCUGGAGACAAAAUCCAUCACAGAAGUGGACACAUUAGCACUGCACUACUUCCCUGAGUUCCAGUGGCUGGUAGACUUCACAGUAGCUGCAACUGCUGUAUAUCUGAUAACGGAGCUUUACUACAGUGCUGUUCAGCCCUCGGGAGAGAUGAACAUCAGUGUGGUCUGGUGCCUACUGGUACUCGCCUUUGUCAUUAAAACCCUUUUUUCUAUAACGGCCCACUACUUCAAGCUGGAGGAAGGAGGCGAGCGCUCGCUCUGCAUUACUUUUGCUUUCUUUUUCUUUGUCAAAGCCAUGGCUAUUCUCAUCAUCACUGAGAACUACCUGGAGUUUGGUCUGGAGACAGGCUUUGAAAACUUUUCUGACAGUGCUCAACAGUUUCUGGAGCACCAGGGCUUAGAGUCACAGGGUCCCAUAUCUAAACUCACCUUCAAGCUAAUCCUGGCCCUGCUCUGUUCUCUGAUUGGAGCUUUUUUAACGUUUCCCGGUCUACGGUUAGCCCAGAUGCACCUGGAUGCCCUCAAUCUCACCACAACCAAAUUUACACAAACUCUGCUUCAUAUCAACUUCCUGUCCCCCCUCAUUAUGGUCCUGCUGUGGGUGAAGCCAAUUACCAAGGACUACAUAAUGAACCCCACUUUUGGAAAGGAGAGUGUGCCUUUGAUGACUGAGCAGACGUUUGAUACUCUGCGGUUAUGGGUCAUCAUACUGAUGUGUGUACUCCGGCUCGCCAUGAUGAGGCACCACCUGCAGGCCUACCUCAACCUGGCGCAGAAGGGUGUGGACCAGAUGAAGAAGGAAGCAGGUCGGAUUAGUACUGUGGACCUGCAGAAGAUGGUUGCACGGGUUUUUUACUACUUGUGUGUAAUCGCACUACAGUAUGUGGCACCUCUGGUGAUGCUACUGCAUACGACUUUGCUGCUAAAAACCUUAGGUGGUCACUCCUGGUGGGUCUACCCUGAAGAAGAGCUGCCGUGCACACAUGAAAUGAACUCUGACUCUGUGAUGGGGGCAGAACCAAUAGCUGCCCCAACACCAGCUUCAGUGGUAGAAACAGGAGCCCGGGCAUCAGUGGCCCAACUCUCAAUGGCUCUGGGGGGCCUGCAGACUCAUAGCAUCAGCAGUCCAGCCGUGGCGUCCAGACCCAUAGUGCUGCCUCUGUUUCAGCCUGGUCAGAAAAGACUGAGUGGGGGCGACAGGGACCCACUGAAGACUCUGCUCCACAGCUCCUUUUUCCCCUCCUCCCUCUCUCUGACCACCUCACAAUGA
Molecule: messenger RNA, 1739 nt
Organism: Menidia menidia (Atlantic silverside)
Lineage: Eukaryota; Metazoa; Chordata; Actinopteri; Atheriniformes; Atherinopsidae
Source: the annotation of a GenBank genome assembly